AGAAUCUAAAGACAAAAUUAUCUCAACUUGUUUGGUGGUCAAAUUGCGAAACCAUUGUUUCUUACCUUGAACAUUUUGGAUCUCCUGUAAGCUGUGGUUGACACUUGAAAUGCUGUUUGUAAAAAUACGAUUUGUGAACUGAUGUCGGAUCCAAUAUGGUAAAGAACUUUUAUACGGUUUGUUGGUUCCGAUCAAUUAUCAUUUCCAUCUUUCUACCUUUAGUUCGGUUCCACACACCCUUCUGGUGUUACCGUAGGUCAGUCUUUUCGUUUGCAGUGCUGUGUUUGAGCCUGUGGAACUGGCCUGGCGUUCACAGCGUUGAGCAGUCCAUGUUGGCUUGUUAUGUACUGUGCCAAAAAUAUAAAUCGCAAGUGUGGAAGGUUGUUUGAUUGACUUUCACUGAUCAAUUAAAAAAUGAAUUGGACAGGUUAAUAAGGGUGCAGAUGCCCAACAAUUAUAUAGUGAAGAAUACUUUAAUUGUGGUAAAAAACAAUAAUUGAAACAAUCAAACCAAUUAUAACACAUCACUUGUUUAUUCUACAUCGAAUAAUAUAACUGGUGACAAAUAAUAAAAUGAAUAAAUGCAAAAUAAUUUGUAGCAUCCCAAACAAUAUAAAAGUCCAUUGUUGGGUAGGAUUCGACAUCAGUUCACAACUUGCAAUCUGUCAACAAGCAUUCUCAUUACAGAAGAACUAAUAUGUUCAAGGUCAUCGUUCUAGCUGCUUGUUUGGCCGUUGUUGCCGCCGCACCCUAUUACGGAGGGCAUUACGAUCAUCAUGAUGGGGAUUACCAUAAUUCACACCCAAAGUACAAAUUCCGAUAUGGUGUGAAGGAUGGGUACACCCACGAUCACAAGAGUGCCUGGGAACACCGUGAUGGAGACGUCGUGAAGGGGCAGUAUACUCUGGAUGAAGCUGAUGGAACGCAUCGUGUGGUAGAUUACAGCUCGGAUCACAAAUCGGGAUUCCAGGUUCAUGUUCAGCGCAACGGCAAGGCUCGCCACCCACACGGCGAAAGUUACGUCAAAAUCGAUCAGCACUAUUGAUUUUCCAAUAAGGUGUUAUUGUGAGUUUGUUCGGCUUGUUUAUGUUGAAACCGAUCAUUUAUUGUAAUUUUUGGAAAAGACUGAUAUGAAUCAAACCCAACAGUGUGGUUUGAUCUAUGUAAAUAAAUAAUUAGGUAUAUA
This is a messenger RNA of Aedes albopictus (Asian tiger mosquito), 1186 nucleotides long. Its product is annotated as cuticle protein 19-like. Bases 698 to 1045 code for a protein of 115 amino acids. NCBI's taxonomy places the organism in Eukaryota, Metazoa, Arthropoda, Insecta, Diptera, Culicidae. The record is from RefSeq and is a predicted model, not a curated record. Gene Ontology annotation, cellular component: extracellular matrix. The transcript is spliced from 2 exons.